CCAGCUGGGUCUACUAUAUGUGAAGUCAGCUCCAUAUAAAGGAAACACAACCUUGAAUGUUAUUUUAUCUUCGACGUUUACUAUGAUGAAGAUUGUUGUCGUGCUGUUGGUAGCGUGCCUAGGGCCGUCCUUUGUCGACGCAGCUUGCGGGCGCAAGCCACCAGGGGCACGUGUCAUCAAUGGUCAGAACGCGCAGCCGCACUCGUGGCCGUGGCAAAUCUCACUGAGGCCUUACGGGCGAUACCACUCGUGUGGAGGAACUCUCAUCAGCGACCGAUGGGUGGUGACGGCUUCUCAUUGCGUCCACAAGAAUCCGAGACCCAGUUAUACUGUUGUUGUAGGUGCGCAUGAGAGGAAUGGAAAGACCGCUGUCCAGGAGAGCAUCCCUGUCAGUCACGUGAUCGAGCAUCCAGAGUAUGACGACAGAAAGAUAAAAAACGACAUCGCCCUGCUAGAGCUCUCGAGGCCCGUGAAGUUUGACCGAGAGGGCAAAGUGGGAACUGCAUGCUUGACCAACCAGCAACCGACGCCAGGAAAACGAUGCUACAUCACAGGUUGGGGGUCGACUAUUGGGACAGGAAACAGUCCCCGAAUUCUCCAGCAGGCCAUGCUUCCCAUCGCUUCACACAACGAUUGCAAGAAUAAAUACUAUGGUGUCUCGUCAACCGCACAUCUCUGCGCGGGGGAGGCAAGAUCUGGAGCGUCAGGGGGGUGCAACGGUGACAGUGGGGGUCCCCUGGUUUGCGAAGAUAACGGCAGGUGGUAUCUCCACGGAGCCGUGAGUUACGGCAAACUUCACUGUCCGACUACUUAUUAUACCGUAUUCGCACGUGUCGCCAGCUACACCGACUGGAUAAAGCAAGUCACAGGAGUGGGUAUUGAUGGCAGCUCUUCUGGUGGCGGCGGAGUUAACCCACCCCCUCCCCCUCCCCCACCGACCAAUGCGCCUCCCACCGGAGACUGCACAAACAAGGCAUCUAAUUGCCACGAGAUCACCAGUUACUGCGGAGUCCCAAAGAUCAGGAACUACUGGUGCAGAAAGAUGUGCAAGAAAUGUUAAGCUUCUGGCUACAUCACAACAAGAUUAACAGAGAAAAUCCCAAAAAAUAAAAUGUACUCCUUGAUUUGCCCAAUAAAGUUAAAGCUCUGAAUGUGAAAA
This is a messenger RNA of Nematostella vectensis (starlet sea anemone), 1159 nucleotides long. RefSeq names its product chymotrypsin B. The record is from RefSeq and is a predicted model, not a curated record. Bases 83 to 1060 code for a protein of 325 amino acids. NCBI's taxonomy places the organism in Eukaryota, Metazoa, Cnidaria, Anthozoa, Actiniaria, Edwardsiidae. The transcript has 8 exons. Gene Ontology annotation, molecular function: serine-type endopeptidase activity. Gene Ontology annotation, biological process: proteolysis.